Messenger RNA from Syngnathus acus (greater pipefish), 2056 nucleotides. RefSeq names its product cilia and flagella associated protein 45 (gene cfap45). The record is from RefSeq and is a predicted model, not a curated record. The transcript has 12 exons. Bases 117 to 1688 code for a protein of 523 amino acids. NCBI's taxonomy places the organism in Eukaryota, Metazoa, Chordata, Actinopteri, Syngnathiformes, Syngnathidae.
UACCACGGAGGUUCUUGUCACGCGCUCCAGGCAGCAGAAACUUUUAGUGGUAUUGCUCUUUUCUAUUUUUGUGACAAAAAAAAUCCCUGUCUCAGCUACAUCCGGACGUAGAAGAAAUGAGUGAGACCUCUUCCACUUCAACUUUGAGAAGACAACAUUGCUAUCGCACACGAGCCCCCUCAUCCCAGGUGGAUGAGAACCUGUUUGGAAAGACCACACAGAGGUCAUCACAUUCGGCCUCGAAGGUAAAGGAUGUUCCAGUGCAGAAGCAGAUCGGCAAGACUAUCCAAAUAGUCACCAAAGACCUUGUACGCAAUCUCAGAGUCCCAUGCAGUGACCCCUCUGGACAGUCCAUCAUUCUGCCAUCAGCUGACUUUAAGCGGAUCACCUUCAGAUCCAAGGUUCUCUCCAAGGGGGAGAAGGAGGCCAUAAAGGAGACACACAAGAGUAGAAAAGAGAAUGAAAUGCGGGCAGCUGAAGAAAGGAAGCGGCAGAUGUUUGAGGCCGACAUGUGCCGUCAGGAGAGGCAGGCUGUGAGUGAGAUCGAACUGGAGGCUCACGAGCGAAGGCAGCAUCUGCUGGAGCGAGCCAAGGCCCUGAGAAUGGAGCAGGAGGAGGAGAUUCGAGAGCUCAACAAGGCGAUUCUUGGCGCUCAGUGUCAAGCCACACGAGAUGCCCAAAUCCAGGAGAAGAAGCAGAUUCAGAAGGAGAUGCUGGAGGAGGAGAGGCGCCUAGAUGCCAUGAUGGAAGCUGAACGCCGCAGGCUUCUGGAGAGGCUGGAGCAGAUUGAUGAAAUGCGUAAGCAUGAGAGGAUCAGUGGGAAACAACAAAUCUUUGAGCAGAUCCAGCAGCGUCUGGAAGACAAGCUGGUACAAGAGGAGCUCAAAGAGCAGGAGAAACAUCAGACCAGAGAGAAACAAGUCAAGAUGAACAUGGAGGAUCUCAUGUCCCUGCAGAACAAGAGGGAGGAACAGCAGCAUCUGCACCAGGAGGUCAUGCGCAUCAAUACUGAGACGUUGAGGGCACAGGAGCUGAGGAGGGAGGAGGAGAAGAUGGCGGACAUGAGAGAAAUGGAAUACAUCAGAAACAAAUUGCAACGUGAGGCCGAAUAUGAAGCGGAACAGAAGAGGAUGAAGAGGGAGAAGGAGUUGGAGAUCGCCAGGCUGAGAGCUCAGCAGGAGAGGGCGAAAGACCACAAGGCUGAUCAGGAUGAACUCCGUGCCAAAAGGAACCAGGAGAUUGCGGACAGAGAAUGGAGAAGGAAGGAGAAGGAGUUGGCUGCCAAGAAGGCUCAGGAGGAGGCCAUGCUUCGCGCUGCUCGCCUAGAGCAAGUCCAGCGUAAAGAGCAGCUCCUAUCCAUGGAGGCUGGCCGAGAGAAGGCUGAGUUUGAGAGGGUUCUAAAGGUUCAGCAAGAGGCGAGUGUCAGACAGAAGGAGGAGGACAAAAAGCAGCGUCAGAAAGCGCUGCGCCAUGCCGAGGUCAUCAGGCAGCAGGUGAAGGAGUUGGAGCAGGCCAACAUUGCCAAGCGCAAAGAGACAUUUAAGGAGGCGGAGAGACUGAGUGAGGAGGUCCGGCAGCGACGCAAGCGCAUCAGUGAAAUUAAACAGAAGAAGCUGAAGGAGCUCAAGGCAACGGGGCUCAGUGAGAAGUACUGCGGUGAAGUGGAGAGGAAAGCAUGGCUACUUUAAUUCAUCCAAAACAUACAUCUGGAGCCGAGUCUGUCUCUUGAUUUACCACUGUAUCAUCAUGUUUGCUUGUAAUCCAACAUUCUAAUUCCAAACCACAUUUCCAUACAGACUGGACAGAAGAUACUUGACCAUUUUUACGUUUUAUUUAGGCUAGUAGUUCCCUUUCAGUUAGGUCAUAUUAGGUCUUUUACUUUUUCAAUGGCAGAGCCCCUUUCGAGCCCCCUUAUGACAACAAAUAGGAAUUGAACUUAAGCAGGGUGACACUUUAUAUAUACACACACACACACACACACACACACACACGCACACACUUUGAGAGAUGUAAGGAAGUACAUCAAGGUAAAUACAGGCUCUUAUUGGACACCGUU